This is a messenger RNA of Apaloderma vittatum (bar-tailed trogon), 2356 nucleotides long. RefSeq names its product transient receptor potential cation channel subfamily M member 1-like. The record is from RefSeq and is a predicted model, not a curated record. The annotation marks the transcript as partial. NCBI's taxonomy places the organism in Eukaryota, Metazoa, Chordata, Aves, Trogoniformes, Trogonidae. Gene Ontology annotation, molecular function: calcium channel activity. The transcript is spliced from 8 exons. Gene Ontology annotation, biological process: calcium ion transport into cytosol; protein tetramerization. Gene Ontology annotation, cellular component: membrane.
GAUUUUUUUUUUCUUUUUGUAGAUAUCAUACCUCGGUUACUUGAUGCUAUUUAAUUACAUCAUCUUGGUGCGGAUGGAAAGGUGGCCGUCAAUCCAGGAAUGGAUUGUCAUCUCCUACAUUGUCACGUUGGCUUUAGAGAAAGUAAGAGAGAUCCUGAUGUCAGAGCCUGGCAAGCUGAGCCAAAAAGUGAAGGUUUGGCUCCAAGAAUACUGGAAUAUUACUGAUCUUGUGGCUAUUUCAGUAUUUAUGAUAGGAGCCAUCCUUCGCCUACAGAACCAGCCUUACAUGGGUUAUGGAAGAGUGAUUUACUGCGUAGAUAUCAUCUUCUGGUACAUUAGAGUACUAGAUAUCUUUGGUGUGAACAAAUACCUGGGACCUUACGUCAUGAUGAUUGGAAAGAUGAUGAUUGACAUGCUGUACUUCGUGGUCAUCAUGCUUGUAGUUCUGAUGAGUUUCGGAGUAGCCCGCCAAGCUAUCCUGCACCCAGAUGAGGAGCCUUCUUGGAGACUCGCUCGCAACAUCUUCUACAUGCCCUACUGGAUGAUCUAUGGAGAGGUGUUCGCAGACCAGAUAGACCUCUAUGCCAUGGAAAUUAAUCCUCCAUGUGGGGACAAUCUUUACGAUGAUGAUGGAAAACGCCUCCCUCCAUGUAUACCAGGGGCUUGGCUCACUCCUGCUAUUAUGGCCUGUUACCUCUUGGUAGCAAAUAUCCUCUUGGUAAACCUGCUCAUCGCUGUCUUCAACAAUACCUUCUUUGAGGUAAAAUCAAUAUCCAACCAAGUCUGGAAGUUCCAGCGGUACCAGCUGAUCAUGACGUUCCAUGACAGACCCGUCCUCCCGCCGCCGAUGAUUAUCUUCAGCCACAUCUACAUAAUCAUCAAGCGCAUCUGCUGUCGCUGCAGGAAGGGUGAAGGAGACCAGGACGAGCGAGACAGGGGACUGAAGUUAUUUCUGAAUGAUGAAGAGCUAAAAAAACUGUAUGAGUUUGAAGAGGAGUGUGUAGAAGAAUACUUCCAAGAAAAAGAGGACGAGGAGCAAUCAUCUAAUGAUGAACGCAUCAGAGUUACCUCUGAAAGAGUUGAAAAUAUGUCUAUGAGGCUAGAAGAAGUGAACGAAAGAGAACAUUUUAUGAAAGCUUCUCUUCAAACAGUCGACCUUCGACUCUCUCAGUUGGAAGAACUCUCUGGUCGGAUGGUGAAUGCUCUUGAGAAGCUGGUGGGUAUUGACAAAUCUGAGCUGACGUACACACGUUCCCGAGCUUCGUCCGAGUGUGAUGCUGGCUAUCUCCUAAGGCAAAGCAGUGUUAACAGCUCUGACGGCUACAGCAUGUACAGAUACCACGUCAGCGGUGACGAGUUAACCUAUGAUGACAGUGCCACUCCUAUGUCACCAGCCAUGGGGCUGCGUAGAAAAGCCCACUCGAUUGGUACCAGAGAAGAUGGAGCCGACUCAAGGAUGCUGGUUCCAGAACACGCCGCCGGUCUCCAUUAUAGCUCUAGUGCUAAUGCAGUCACCACAGCAGAUUCCACUAAAUCAACGGGAGAAAUGGCACAGAAUGUUUCUAGAGCCCGUUCUAGUUCAGGUGUUUUUGACGACGAAAAGCAGGGGAUUGUCAAGAGCGAUGGGAUGGUUCCUCAAAGUGUAAAUCAGAUGGAUGCUGUUACGAACAGUCAGUCAGUACCAAGGUCAGAUUUUCAGAACACGCAGUUAAAGGUAGAACGUACCAAGUUAGAAGCAACCAUCUCUUACCCCUUGGACAAGUCCAAAGCUAUGCGCUAUUUUCCUCCUGAGACGUUCAGUACAUGUCAAACCACUAUGAUGAAGUCGAGGAGCUUUAUAUUUGCACAGGGUGGGAAAGUGGUUGGAGGAGUUAACAACUGGACCACGGAGUACAGCACCAUCAUGGAUCAGGUGUGCCCUUCUGCCAUUGAACAAUGGGCCACAGAGUGGAAAUACAAAGUCGAGCAGCAACUUUCUCAAGAGCGUCCCCCGGAAUACCCGGGCUUCGUUUCUGAAGCAGAAAGGCAAGCAGAGCAGAAACAGUCACAGAUGGACACAGAUGAUGACAGCGAUGGUGGGGAAGCAGGGAUGAGUGCCUCUGACACCUCUAUGCCUGCCACUGUAAAGGCCGAGAAACAGAAUUUACUAUCGGUAAAGCCAGAAAGGACUUCUGGGUUCCCAUCAGUACGGUCAAAGAGUUUGCACAGCCACUCUCGGAAAGCCAAGUCUGUAAAGGACAAAUUAAAUAGACCAGGACAUGCCAGCAGCGUGACUAAUUUGGUAGUAGCGUUUGGCAGUGCAACAGAAGAACAGAAAGUUAGGCAAGAAAAUGCAUCCACAGAAACUGAAUGUUGA